AUGGUCCCCACUGUCCAGGGCUUCUUGGGACACCUGGGUCCUCUGCUCAGCCUGUCUCCAGGCUUCUACAUGGGUGCCGUCCCCCCCGUCAAGGACCAGGCUGUCUGUGGCUCCUGCUGGAGCUUUGCUACCACGGGGGCCAUGGAGGGUGCCCUUUUCCUCAAGACUGGGGUGCUGACCCCCCUGUCCCAACAAGUCCUGAUCGACUGCUCCUGGGGCUUCGGGAACUUUGCCUGUGACGGGGGCGAGGAGUGGAGAGCCUACGAGUGGAUCAAGAAACACGGUGGCAUCGCCAGCACCGAGUCCUAUGGCUCUUACAAGGGGCAGAACGGGUUGUGCCACUACAACCAGUCUGAGAUGCUGGCCAAGAUCACGGGCUACGUCAACGUCACCUCGGGCAACAUCACGGCGGUCAAAGCUGCCAUCUACAAGCACGGCCCUGUGGCCGUCAGCAUCGAUGCCUCCCACAGGACCUUCUCCUUCUACUCCAAUGGCAUCUACUACGAGCCCAAGUGUGCAAACACACCAGGAAUGCUGGACCAUGCAGUGCUGGCCGUGGGCUACGGAGUCCUUCAAGGAGAGACCUACUGGCUCAUCAAGAACUCCUGGUCCACAUACUGGGGCAACGAUGGCUACAUCCUCAUGGCCAUGAAGGACAACAACUGUGGCGUGGCCACCGAAGCCACCUACCCCAUCCUGGCCUGA
Messenger RNA from Chaetura pelagica (chimney swift), 705 nucleotides. RefSeq names its product digestive cysteine proteinase 2-like. NCBI's taxonomy places the organism in Eukaryota, Metazoa, Chordata, Aves, Apodiformes, Apodidae. Gene Ontology annotation, biological process: immune response. Gene Ontology annotation, molecular function: cysteine-type endopeptidase activity. Gene Ontology annotation, cellular component: lysosome. The transcript is spliced from 5 exons. The coding region runs from base 1 to 705 and encodes 234 amino acids. The record is from RefSeq and is a predicted model, not a curated record.